Molecule: messenger RNA, 1188 nt
Organism: Guyanagaster necrorhizus
Lineage: Eukaryota; Fungi; Basidiomycota; Agaricomycetes; Agaricales; Physalacriaceae
Product: RNA-binding domain-containing protein
Exons: 5
Coding region: 1-1188 (395 amino acids)
Biological process (GO): mRNA splicing, via spliceosome
Cellular component (GO): U2-type prespliceosome; U1 snRNP; precatalytic spliceosome
Molecular function (GO): mRNA binding; U1 snRNA binding
Source: RefSeq, a predicted model, not a curated record
AUGCCUGGUACGCAUCUACUUCCACCAAAUCUACUAAAGUUAUUCGCCCCUCGACCGCCGCUACCAUAUGCAAGACCCCUCGACAAGGACAUUAACCGUGUCAAAAGCAAGAAUGUCUCCGGUGUCGCUGCAAUCCUUGAACAACUGAAGGAGACGAACACGGAGAAGCUGAUAGCGGGGACUAAGGAUGAGGAAACGAUGGAGGAGGGAGAGGAGCCUGUGUUCACGUAUGCAGAAGAAAUUAAGCGGCAAAUAAGACGGGAAGAACGGAGAAACCGGAAAACGGAGGAGUUCAAAAUCGCCAAGGAUGUUUAUAAGCCAUCUGAUGAUCCGGAAGCAGUUGGUGACCCAUACAAAACGUUAUUUAUUUCCCGUCUACACAAGAGCGCUAACGAAAACGACUUGCGCAGAGAAUUCGAAGGCUACGGUACCAUCGAAAGGGUACGUAUUGUUCGGGACAAAAAAGGCCGGAGUCGAGGCUAUGCUUUCGUUGUAUACGAGCGAGAACGAGAUAUGAAAGCUGCCUAUAAAGAGUCCGAUGGUCUCCAUAUCAUGGGCAAGCGAAUCCUUGUUGAUGUGGAGCGUGGUCGAACUGUUCGUGGUUGGAAACCUCGCCGGUUGGGAGGUGGUCUCGGUGGCCGACCUAAACGUGUGGAAGCACCAGUUGCUCCACCUCCUUCACGCGGUGGUUUCCGCGGAGGCUUUGGUGGUGGGGGUCGAGGCUUUGGUGAUCGUGGUGGAGGUUUCCGUGGUCGUGGCGGCUUCGGUGGUGGACGUCCCGGAGGCUAUGGUGGGGACCGUGGAGGGGGUUUUGGUGGUGAUCGUGGAGGAGGCUUCGGCGGUGACCGUGGAGGAGGCUUUGGCGGUGAUCGUGGCGGCUUUCGUGGCGGCGAUGGAGGGUUCCGAGGCGGUGGCGACGGCCAAAGAGGUCGGGAUUUCGGUGCUGGCGGAGGCGGGUUCAGGGGCGGCCGAGGGGCUGGUCUUGGUUACCAAGGUGGGGGGGGCUUCAAUGACCAGUCGAAUGGGUAUGGACCUCCUUCCGGCGGUGGGUAUGGCGGCCCUCCCGGCGGUGGGUAUGGACCCCCAGGUGGUGGGUAUGGAGGUGGCGGUGGGUAUCGCAACGACCUCAAGCGUGGCGAUGGACCGGGUGGUUACGACGAUAGGGAUUCCAAAAGACCACGGUACUAA